UGAACCUUGUGGAAAAUAUUUUGAAUCCGUAAGCCACGUAAAAAUGUAUUAAUAUAGAUAACAAAACCAACAACAACCUAUGCUAUAUAGGCCUUGCUGUCACUGUUACGAAUAUACAUUAGCAUACAUUUCCUAGCAUGACAACAUGAUAUCCACGCAAUGAGAAUUGUAAUUGUUUUCUCUGCUAGGGGUUGCUGACGUUUUUCUUUUCCCGCCUAUGUUCGUAAGCCAAGAAGCGGAAUGACAACUAAUACCAUCUAUGGGAAAUGUAACGUCGAAAGCUUUAAACUACCGGUUUAGUGGAACAGGAAAUAGGCAGAUCGGCAGAUUCGGCACAUUAAACCGUCCCAUCAACCCACGCGAUGACUCUGCGAGAACACCGGUCCUACUGUUUCUAAUUCAUAAUUUACACCGUCCAAUUUGAAGGCUGUUCAUCGUUUUUUCCAAGGACACCUGAGGUGCAGAGCCAUCCUACUAUUAGACGGCAUAUCGAAGCUGGGGUCUGUAGUACCAUCUGUCUACACUGCAAACUGGGCGCCCAGACUCAACCAUCCAAGCCAGGAGAUACCGCCACAAUGUCCGAACACAAGUGCGCGUUUGCCGUGUCUUCUCUUCAGUUAUGCAGAGGGGAGACGGCCUAGCGAGAGAGUCACCUACAGUCACCGGGACUGGAGAGACGGAGAGACCGAGGAUGAAUUGCUUUAUGCCACGGAGCACUAGACGGAUGAUUGAGGAGCGCAGAUUGCAUAAUGAACGGCAACAAGUCCUCAUCAGGAAACUGAGUAGGGAGAUGUAUCAGGAACAGGGAAGCGACCCCCGUCUGGGGACCAGACACCAGCUCAGCAGGCUCAUGCGACCGGACGAUGCAAACAUCUUCGGCAGCGUGCACGGCGGCACGAUCCUGAGGAUGAUCGAGGAAGCCGGGGGCAUCAUCAGCACGCGCCACUGCAACACGCAGGAUGGGGACCGCUGCGUUGCCGUGCUGGGGCGGGUGGAGAAGACGGAGUUCCUGUCGCCGAUGUUCAUCGGAGAGGUGGCCCACGUGUGUGCAGAGAUCACCUACACCUCCGAGCAUUCGGUGGAGGUCCAGGUCCACGUCAUGUCCGAGAACGUCCUCACAGGUUCCAAGAAGCUGACAAACAAGGCGGCCCUGUGGUACGUUCCCUGCUCCCUGAAGAACGUGGAUAAGAUCCUGGACGUCCCGCCCAUCAAGUACACCAGCCCGGAGCAGGAGGAGGCGGGCAGGAAGAGACAUGAGGUCCAGAGGACGGUCAGGCAGAACACCACGGAGCGCAACGAGGAGGUCCCCCCGCCAGCCUCCAAGCCAGAGAGACCAAUGAAGGAGAUCCACACUGUUGGAUUCAGCCAAUCCAGCCUGAUCCAUCUGGUGGGACCUAACGACUGCAUGAUGAACGACUUCGUCCACGGAGGUGAGCCCAACCAUUAUCUCUUUCUUCCAUUCCCAUUCCAUUCCAGCCCUUUAUUACAGAAGGGACAUUUAUCAUGAAGGCAUCCUUAAGAGACACAUUCAAAUCCCCCUGAGGUUCACAAUUUAGUCCUUUUAUCCAAAGCAACUUAAAGCGAAUUCGGAUCCAUUGCUGUGGUUCAGCUGGUAGUUAAGGGGCAUUCACAAGAAUGCAUACAGGUUAGUCUGCGGACGUUGGGGAUCAAACCCAGGAUCUUCCGACCGAGGGUUAAGCACCCUUACAUCUACACUAGCCUAAGGAAAUGCAAAUUCAGUCUGUACCUUGACCUGAAUACUCUUAUAAAGACUUGAAGACUCAUGUUAGUAUAACACUCACAUACACGCAUCUAUGGAUACAAACAUACACGCACAUAUAAUAACAAACACACACUCACACACACAUAUACAUACACACAGACAGGCACAUAUAAAUACAUACACACACACACACACACACACACGCACACACACACACACACACACACACACACACACACACACACACACACACACACACACACACACACACACACACACACACACACACACACACACAGAUUAAA
Gadus macrocephalus (Pacific cod) is the source of this 2028-nucleotide messenger RNA. RefSeq names its product acyl-CoA thioesterase 7 (gene acot7). Gene Ontology annotation, molecular function: long-chain fatty acyl-CoA binding. Lineage: Eukaryota; Metazoa; Chordata; Actinopteri; Gadiformes; Gadidae. The transcript has 8 exons. Gene Ontology annotation, cellular component: extracellular exosome; cytosol; nucleoplasm. Gene Ontology annotation, biological process: palmitic acid biosynthetic process; acyl-CoA metabolic process. The record is from RefSeq and is a predicted model, not a curated record. The coding region runs from base 620 to 1507 and encodes 295 amino acids.